CGUCAACGAUCAACAUCAGCCAUCAGGGAACGAAGAAGAGUACUUUCGAAAAUACGCCGAGAGUAUUCCUGAUGGUGAAACGAGCGUUGCUUCAUCGAACGCAGCUAAAGAAAACAACAUCUAUGUAGUUGGUGGUACGAUGCCUGAAAUAGAGGGCGAUAAAUUGUACAAUACCUGUACUAUUUGGGGUCCCGAUGGAACUUUGAUAGCAAAACACCGAAAGGUACAUCUAUUCGACAUCGACAUUCCUAAUAAGAUUACUUUUCGAGAGAGUGAUUCACUCAGUCCUGGUAACUCCCUAACGACGUUCGAUGUGAAGGGCUGCAAAAUAGGUAUUGGCAUUUGCUGUGAUAUUAGAUUCGAGGAAAUGGCACGCAUUUAUCGGAACAAAGGCACGGAUUGGCUUGGUCUUUGAUCAGAACGUCGGCUAUUAUACUCGAUAAAUUUUCAUUAUCCCUCGUGUCAUCAAUUUCGCGGCACGGAAAUUCAUCGUUGCUCGAACCACGCGAAAAAUAUCCAGGCCAAAGGAACGAACGAGAGAG
Messenger RNA from Bombus huntii, 542 nucleotides. Its product is annotated as omega-amidase NIT2-A-like. Gene Ontology annotation, biological process: oxaloacetate metabolic process; L-glutamine metabolic process. Gene Ontology annotation, molecular function: omega-amidase activity. The transcript has 4 exons. The coding region runs from base 140 to 415 and encodes 91 amino acids. The record is from RefSeq and is a predicted model, not a curated record. NCBI's taxonomy places the organism in Eukaryota, Metazoa, Arthropoda, Insecta, Hymenoptera, Apidae. Gene Ontology annotation, cellular component: mitochondrion.